This is a messenger RNA of Cavia porcellus (domestic guinea pig), 555 nucleotides long. Its product is annotated as metallothionein-2-like. The record is from RefSeq and is a predicted model, not a curated record. Bases 243 to 428 code for a protein of 61 amino acids. Gene Ontology annotation, cellular component: cytoplasm; nucleus. Gene Ontology annotation, biological process: cellular response to copper ion; cellular response to cadmium ion; intracellular zinc ion homeostasis. NCBI's taxonomy places the organism in Eukaryota, Metazoa, Chordata, Mammalia, Rodentia, Caviidae. Gene Ontology annotation, molecular function: metal ion binding. The transcript has 3 exons.
GGUGCGCACCGAGCCGUGCGCGGGAAUCGUGCUCUCGGCCCGCAGGGUGCGCUCAGCCCCGCCGAGGGCUGCAGGCGGCGCUGACUCAGCGCGGAAGGUGCAAGGGUGCCGGGCGCCUUUGCGCCCGGGCCAGUGCUCUGACUAUAAAGUGAGCGGGCAGUUCCGAGGCACCAUCACGCCUUUCCAGCAGCUCUUCUGCCUCUUUGCACCAGAGUUUCAACCUCGACUCUCUUCGAUUCGAAAUGGACCCCAACUGCUCCUGCGCCACUGAUGGCUCCUGCACCUGCACCCGCUCCUGCAAAUGCUCAAACUGCAAAUGCCCCUCCUGCAAGAAGAGCUGCUGCUCUUGCUGCCCAGUGAGCUGUGCCAAGUGUGCCCAGGGCUGUGUCUGCAAAGAGCCAUCGGACAAGUGCAGCUGCUGUGCCUGAUGUGGGAGACCCUGCUUCCACGUGUACACGAAGUGAUACUACAAACCCACAGUUUUUUCACAUAACCCUGACCCAUUUGCCAAGAUUCUUUUUCUAUAGUAUGUGAAUAAUAAAUUCAGUAACUUUA